AGCUCUCACGUGUAUUCAACAGCCGGCCCACGAAAACAUUGCCACCACGCUAUCAAAUAGUUUUAAAAUAAAAUAAAAUAAUUAGAUCUCCACUUGGAUAUAAGACACAACAGAGAGCAAAACAAUGAAGCGCCUUAGCGAGGAACGUGCCAAAAUACUUUUCGAGAAGCUGUCCAAAUUCAUUGGCACCAAUGUUCGGCAGCUUAUAGAUCGACCAGACGGCACCUAUUGCUUCCGGGAGCACAAGGAUCGCGUCUACUAUGUUUCCGAGCGCAUACUCAAGCUGAGCGAAUGCUUUGGCUACAAACAACUCGUGUGUGUCGGCACUUGCUUUGGCAAAUUCUCCAAGACGAACAAACUGAAGUUCCAUAUCACAGCGUUGUACUACCUGGCUCCAUAUGCCCAGUACAAGGUGUGGGUGAAGCCCUCAUUUGAGCAGCAGUUCCUCUAUGGCAAUCACAUACCCAAAUCCGGCUUGGGACGCAUAACAGAGAAUGCAGGACAAUAUCAGGGAGUUGUGGUGUACUCUAUGAGUGAUUUACCCCUCGGCUUCGGGGUCCUAGCGCGCUCCACAACUGAUUGCAAAACCGCUGAUCCUCUGACCACAGUUUGCUUCCAUCAAUCGGACAUUGGCGAGUACAUACGAGCGGAGGAUACGCUUUUUUAACUGAUACCCUGUUAGAUGUUAAGCUUGCUGUUAGUAAUAAAUGGAUUAAUAAGACAA
Molecule: messenger RNA, 724 nt
Organism: Drosophila willistoni
Lineage: Eukaryota; Metazoa; Arthropoda; Insecta; Diptera; Drosophilidae
Product: 60S ribosome subunit biogenesis protein NIP7 homolog
Exons: 2
Coding region: 125-667 (180 amino acids)
Biological process (GO): ribosome assembly; ribosomal large subunit biogenesis
Cellular component (GO): preribosome, large subunit precursor; nucleus; nucleolus
Molecular function (GO): RNA binding
Source: RefSeq, a predicted model, not a curated record